Molecule: messenger RNA, 831 nt
Organism: Fusarium keratoplasticum
Lineage: Eukaryota; Fungi; Ascomycota; Sordariomycetes; Hypocreales; Nectriaceae
Exons: 1
Coding region: 1-831 (276 amino acids)
Source: RefSeq, a predicted model, not a curated record
AUGUCGGCCACCGACUGCGGAAAGCUGCACCAGCGUCUGGUUGAUACAGCGAUGAACGACUCCGCCGUCAAAGAACCACGGCCCCCAGACACCAUUAUAUUCAAGCCCGCCGACCUGACAAGAGGAGAGAAGUUCUAUCUGAUGGACCUUCUCACAUCCUUCAUGUCGAUGGUCAAGCAGAUGCCAGACGAUGCUCGCACGCGUGAGCUCUACCAAGAUUUCCUCGACUCGAUAUUCAAGCGAUGGACUUCGGACAAGAAACCCGACGGCCCUCCAAAGCUCUUCCCCCUUGGCUUCGAAGCAGUCGUUCAAGUCGGCAUUCUGCGCGACAACCACCCUGGCAUUCGGCCUCCUCCUGGCGUACCAAUGUCAAACCUUCCAGUGCCGCCCGCGCGUAUGGCUGGCCAACCUGUCUUCUAUGGGCUGGAAUUGACGCUUAAGGAGGGUGGUUGGCGAUGGUUCUUCAUGGACCGUCAGACGGGGUUCGUCGACCCUCAAUUCGUCAACAUGGGUGGUUUGGCCCUCGCUGAGGCUCGCAGACGUGUGAUCAGCAAGUACGAUCGCAAUGAACUCAAGCGUAUCACAAAGUACAACCUUGACUUGGUCGUUUCUGUGGCGCGGCGCCGUAUCAUGAAAUGGGCCAAGUAUGGUUCCGGACACGAGGCGCACAUCGACCCUGUGGACCGCCUGAUACCUGGCGGCAUCCAAAAGCUCGUCCUGGCUCGCGACUGGAUCUCACACUGGUCGCGCGCUGCCCUCAUCCUGACAAGCGAAAUGCCUCCUUCAGAUGAGGAGAUCAGGAUGCCCCCUGAUGAACCCCCCCACCAAUGA